AUGGCGAAUGUUGUUAUUUUGUCGCAGGGUCACUGAAUACAUUUCUACUUAUUUCCCAAUAAUUAAUUAAAUAAUCAGUAAAAAUAUUAUCAAGAAAACCUUGAUUGUUGUAAGGGUUACGGUCCGCGUGGGGUGAAAUGAAAGGUAAAGAACGAUCGCCGAUUAAAAAACGAUCACGGGCCUUGGACGACAUCCGAGACAGGGGAGGAUGCCACCCAGCCAGCAAGAAAAUGGGUGCUAUCUCCAUCUCCAGUGGAAGUAAUAAUGGAAACAGCUCGGUCAAAAGUGAAGGUGGUUCCACACGAAGGAGUUUGCUCGGCGAGAAAAGGGAACGGGAUUUCGACGGACAUGGUCGGGCUGGUAACAACCACAGCUACCAGGCUGUCGCCGCCAGCUCUCUCGGUAAGAGCCACAGCCUUAACAUGACACUGGAUUUAGCGGCACAGAGGACUAACUCACGGCUAGAACCGCGGGCUCCGUUGCCCACCGCGGAAAGUGAGUACAAAACCCUGAAAAUCAGCGAGCUGGGCACCCAGUUGAGCGACGAGGACAUAGAAGACGGGCUUUUUCACGAAUUCAAAAAAUUUGGCGACGUGAGUGUCAAAAUAAGCCGCAGCAACGACGAACGGAUUGCGUUUGUGAACUUCAGAAAGCCCGAGGACGCCCGGGCUGCUAAGCAUGCGAGAGGAAGACUGGUGCUGUACGACCGACCGCUGAAAAUUGAAGCGGUGUAUAUUAACAGGAGGAGAAGUCGCUCUCCCGUCGAGAGAGACCCAUAUGGUGCAGCCCCAGGCCAUAGACACUUGCAUACACAGAGGCCUCUCUCUCCAACUGGGCUUGGAUAUAGAGACUACAGGCUCCAACAGCUGGCCUUAGGAAGACUUCCUCCUCCUCCACCACCCCCUGUCCUGGCCAGAGACCUAGAGCGAGAGAGGGAGUUUGCCCUCUUCGAGGCCAGGGCACGACCAGCCUUCAUAGCGGAGAGAGCGGCUUUUCGAGAGGAGGAUUUUAUUUCUCCAGAAGAUGACCAAAGGGCAAACAGGACGUUGUUUCUUGGUAACUUGGACAUAACGGUUACAGAGACCGAUCUACGGAGAGCCUUUGACCGUUUCGGUGUCAUAACAGAAGUGGACAUCAAGAGACCCACGCGGGGACAGACCAGUACGUAUGGAUUUCUGAAAUUUGAAAAUCUUGACAUGGCCCACCGUGCCAAACUGAGCAUGUCUGGCAAAAUAGUCGGCCGCAAUCCCAUAAAGAUAGGCUACGGCAAAGCCACGCCCACCACGCGCCUUUGGGUGGGGGGUCUCGGCCCCUGGGUCCCCCUGGCUGCACUAGCGAGAGAGUUUGACCGCUUCGGCACCAUAAGGACAAUCGACUACCGCAAGGGGGACACCUGGGCCUACAUCCAGUACGAAAGCCUGGACGCGGCGCAGGCGGCCUGCACCCACAUGCGUGGCUUCCCUCUGGGGGGGCCAGAGAGGAGGCUACGUGUGGACUUUGCCGACACGGAGCACCGGUACCAGCAGCAGUUCCUUCAGCCCCUGCCGCUGCCGCCGUUCGACCUGGUGGCGGAGCAAUUUGUUCACCGCGCCACCCCGGAGCCCCUGAGGGUCAGGGAGAGGACUCCACCGCCCCUGCACUUCCGGGAGAGAGAGCUCUUUCCCGGAGUCGAGUGGGCCAACCCCGCCAUGCGCGAGCGCGUGCGGGCUUCGCCGUUUGACGCCCUGGAGCACCUGGAGCGGGACCGGCGGCCCAGAGAGCCCUGGCCCCUGGAAUGCGAGCUGCAGGGCCGGGACCCCGCACGCAAACGGCGCCCGGUCGAGGACGGCCGCCACCUGGACUGCUCCCCCGACAGCACCGAGCGGCAGGCCCGGCGGCGCCGCCCCUCCACUGACGGCAGCCCCGGCGGCAGCAGCAGAGACGGCGGGCGCUUCAGCGACUCGGAGCGGCCCCUGAGGGGCGAGAGGCUGUCCCCGGGCAGGGAGUGCCACGGCGGCCCGGAGCGCGGCGGCGGAAGCGGCGUGGAGAGGAGGCUUAAGAACCAGGGCCUCUUGGACCGAGGGCCGCCGGGCGGCGGCCUCCUCGUCCUGGGAGAACGCAAGCGAAAGGCGGGCGGUGACGGCGGCGGCGGGGGCAAAGCGCCGGCCAAGCGGGAGCGCGCCGAGAGCAGCUCCAGGGGAGGGCUCGCCAAGCAGGAGGGCUGCCGGCUGGCCAUGGCCUGGCACGGCAUGCUGCUGCUGAAGAACAGCAACUUCCCGGCCAACAUGCACCUGCUGGAGGGGGACCACAGCGUGGCCAGCGACCUGCUCAUCGACGGCCAGACCGGGAGGCAGGUGAGCGAGCUGAAGAUCACCCAGCGCCUGCGCCUGGACCAGCCCAAGCUGGACGAGGUGGCUCGCCGCAUCAAGGUGGCGGGCCCCGGCGGCUACGCCAUCCUGCUGGCCGUCCCGGGGGCCGUGGAGGAGACGACGCUGGACGGGGCCGCCUCCACGCAGCGGCCCCUGCGCAACCUGGUGUCCUACCUUAAGCAAAAGCAGGCGGCGGGGGUGAUCAGCCUGCCGGUUGGGGGCAGCAGAGAUAAGGACAACGCGGGGGUGCUGCACGCUUUCCCGCCCUGUGAUUUCUCCCAGCAGUUCUUAGAUUCCUCCGCCAAAGCGCUGGCUAAAACUGAGGAGGACUACCUGGUCAUGAUUGUAGUCCGCGGAGCCUCUUAGAAAGCGAAACCUUUAAAAUGUCAGAACACACAAAAUCAAAAAAAUGUAAAAAAAAAAAAAAAAAAAGCUCUGUCCGUAGCUGUUGCAUGCUGUGUGUUCUGCAUUAGGGGGGCCGUCACUGGGCCCUUACUGUGUACCUGUGUAGCUAUAUGUUCCACUAAAGUGAAAAGACAAAAACACAAACCUUUACCCUCAUACAAUUAAUGGAAUGUUUGUUCUUCAAGUGUUUUACUUUAAGCCAUUCUUCAGGCCCUCAAAGGGUUGUUUAUGUAAAGCAUACAUAUGAAUACUAUAAAUCCCAAUCAAUGAACAUAUUGAGAAUUUAACCAGACUUGAAGCCUCGGUAGAGUUAGAAGUCCUUCAUUUUGACAUCUUGUGGCAUUUGGGUUGAUCUGCCAAAGUUAUUUGGCAUAAUUUGUUAAUGCAACUCUAGUGUCAACGAUCUACAACGAUAAUGAGGUUUGAUAAUCUUGGAGGAAGAAAUUAUGCUCCAUGCAAUCAUGAAUGCGUAGUAUAUUCCCCUAAGCCAAACACAUCACGUGAUGGAGGAAAUUGAAGGUGAAUUAUACUUCUGUUAAGAUGGGUGCGGAUAGACUGCAGCGAUUCUAAAUGAACACAUCUUGUAAUAUUUGGACAGGUAAAGAGAAAAACUACUUUUGAUAUAAACAACAUUUGUUCAUGUGCUGUAUUCUGUUGGUGACAAUAAGUGUUGUUAUAUUACUAUUGUUUGGAAGUGAAUGAAACUUUAUUCAGUAUAGGGCUAGUGGCAUUUUAGUCACUUAAUUUACCAUAAUAUAUAUUUUUAUUGGGAUAACUAUUUCUCCUAAUCUGGCAUGCAAAAUAUUUAUAGAUUAUUGUCCAAAGAUGAGCCCUUAACCCAUAAGGAUUUUUUUUAAUUUCCUUGCUUUUAAUGGUGUAUUUUAUUUUGCGCAUCCCUGUCCAUGCAAUGACUAUUGUGUAAUGUGACCUACGAAGACCGAUUCCAAUAGUUUGGAUAAAAAAUAGUUAGACUAAGACUUUUGUGUUGACAUGAACCAAUCUUUGAUGUUUUCCUCACUCUGAAGCUAGUAGGACUACCAAGAAUAUGAGUAUACAUAUCGGUUAUCAUUUGUAUGACUCAAUCCACGCUUAUUUAUUUAUAAAACAGGGCUUGGUUAAAUUCAAACCGUUUGAAGCUAUUUAAACCCUUAGCAGCUUCACGUUUAGAGCUUUUAGCCGAGUUCUAUUGCAAAAAAAUGUUUAACGAUUUUAACAUUACAAAGCCUGCAUAGUAUUAUGUUAAUGCCACUCUGUCAUAAAAUAUUAACCCACGCUGAUUUGUAGUUUUAUAAAUUAAGUUUGGAUUAGUAUGUACUGAGAAAAAAAAAAAAGAUGUGUAAAUCAAUGGUUGUAUCUGUGAACAUGUCAAGUUUGGACCAGCAGAGAAUUCAGCGGCCUGAGGUUGUUGAGCACCAUGGCUAUGACGGAACCAGCCCAAGUAUGUUGUGAGUCUCCACUGUCGAGGCAGCUAUUAGGAUGUGCAGCCUAUCUGCACUCGCCAUGACUUCUGUUUAAAAAUGGAAAAAAUGACAAUGUACCCGUCAUUUGAUGUGAGGGGAAACGGAGAAUCGGCACAUCCCGUGCGAAGCUGUUUGGCGAAAAAUACCCUCAAGGUCUUCUGUGCACUUGCGUGACCCGAGUAUGAAAUAAAUUGUUUCAUUUGAAAGGAAAACGCUGUUUCUUCCGUUGGAAGUGAGUUUGAAGAAACGGGCUGCCCCAUGCAUAAUUGUGUUUCGAAGGAGUUGUAUCUUGAAUUGUUGUUUGGCCACGCGAGACAAAGGGGAGACCGCCGUUUUAUGAUUUUGUUAACGAAAAGAAAGGAGCGUCCCCUUGUUCCCUUGUUUCGUGUGAGGAGCGCUGGUAUCUUUAGAGGCCUUUUGCUGAUCCUCAAGUUACUAAGCAGAGAAUCACCUGUGAUCCACAUCCUUCCUUUUGCCGGGCCGUGCCUUGUUCAGGAGCCGAGGAACGGGCCUACCUCUGCACCAUGCCCGCUGUUGCUUUGUGAAACGGCAGCACGGGGCACCCACUGUCACGCACAUAUGCCCGGAAAUGCUGAAAACGUGGGAGCCAGGGUCCUGUUGUUUUGCAGCCGCCGGCUGGCCCUCCAUUCCUCAUUGUCGUAUGAUUUGCUGCCGUCAUACACACACACACACACACACAUGUGCAAACAAACACACAGAAACACACGGUCCCCUGGGGAAGACAUGAGUGACGUCCUGAUGUUUCCAUAGCGUUCCGAGAUACCAUGCCGUGGCUGUUUGAAACCCACUGGGGCUGAUUUUAAACCAAUGUUCCCAGGAACUAGCUCCGGGGUCUGGCACUGGUCCUCCUUUAAGUCAUGAUUUGACCCCAUGUCUCAAAGGGAGAGGAUGUAGACCAACACCACGGCUAGGAGUAUUUGCUUCACAUUCACGUUUGCCGCCGUGUGUUGGUUUCCCCUUCACCGUGACCCCCUGCUGGAAGGACGGAGGGAGGAUCAUCCAUCGCUGGGCUCAAGGCUCCCACCCUGGGCUCAAGGCUCCCACCCUGGGCUCAAGGCUUACACCCUGGGCUCAAGGCUCCCAUCCUGGGCUCAAGGCUCCCACCCUGGGCUCAAGGCUCCCACCCUGGGCUCAAGGCUCCCACCCUGGGCUCAAGGCUCCCACCCUGGGCGCAAGGCUCCCAUCAUGGGCUCAAGGCUCCCAUCAUGGGCUCAAGGCUCCCAUCAUGGGCUCAAGGCCCACAGAGAACCCCAUCAGUUACCUCCAUCCCCUGUUUGACCGCGGGAGCAGAAACAACCGGCCAAGACCACCUGGAGGAAUCCAUCGGCUAUGUUGUUUGAAACUUUUAUUGUUGUCGGCGCGCAGAUAGCGACUGUUGUUAACUUCUACAACUAGCCGAGCCCAUUUUUGAAAUAUUUGACUUAACAAAGUGAGUCUUUCCCCAGCAUCUCUUCUUAGUCAUGUAAGCUUAGCAAGAGAAGGACGGCCAAGUCAGAGGAGAAACGCUGCCCUCUUAAGGACAAGGAGGGGACCUGUUUCUCGUCCAUCACCAGUCAACCAACCGACAAGCCGCAUUCCUCCCGACUGACUGCAGGGAGUUAGCGUGGAGCAGUUAGCCUGUGCAAUAGUGCUGUAUGCAGUUGGUGCUGGCUGCCUGGCAGGUAUGUAUCCGUUGGGCCAAGACAGCAUACAGGUAAGUAUACAGUAUCGACAAAACAUCUGUAUUGACAUGAUAAACACCACCCAUUCCAAUAUAUAUUAUUUUUUAAUUGGCCAGGCUAAGGAUAUUGAAUGAUGAAACUCGCCGUGCAUAACCCUGAGCCCUAGAUAAAAAUUGAGGGCAUUGAUAUUUCUGUUCAGAAACUGAUGCUCCCGGCGUUGUAGAGACAUAAUAUCCCAUUAACACUAACAAUGUGAAAUAUGAUCAUAGACCCACACAUUGUAUGGAAUAACAACCCUAAUGACACUAUUACCAUGGAAUAUAACCAUAGAACAACAUUUUAAAUUUGGCCAAACGAAUUAAUGAAUUAAUUUAAAUCUAUUUUAAUUAGGGCUACUGCCCUAAUUAAAAUAAAUGAUGACAACAGAAUCUUCGAGGAGAACACAAAUCUAUCUUUAUAAUAAUAAAUUAAUAAUAAAUAAUUUAAUAAUUUGUUAUUUUCAAUCCCAACACAAAUUAAUUAAUAAGAACAUUAAAGUUGAAUGCAAGAUACAAAUGUGUAGGCAUUGAUUUGUCACACAUUGAUUUUGUCCAGACAGUAAUCUAACCCAUAGCUCUGUUGAUGAUAUGGAGGGAACUGCAGAUAAAAAAAUAAUGUCUGGUCUAAUUUGGUCAGAAUCUUUUCAUUAAUUGUAAGGUUUUUAAUGAAUUACCCCUCAAAGUUAUCUCAAAACAGUUUAACAAAAGCAAAUAACUGCAAAGAAUCACAUAAAUAGGGCAAGAUAUGAAUAAUAUGUCCUAUAACCAAACUGCACACAGUAGGAAAACUAGGUUUCAAUGGUUUGAUUGGUAGUCAAAUAUUAAAUGUACCAAAUAUCUAAUGAUAUAUAAAAAAAUAUGUAUACAUUUAAUAACCUUGACGUGAUGAUCAUUAAAUACACACAAGUUAUAUUCCGACUGAUACUUUUUUUAUAAAGCAGUCCAGGUCUAUAAAUGGACACAACUUCCACAACACAUAGGGAGAGAUGGUAUGGUAUGGUUUGGUCUAAUAUCGAAUUAAGGAAUUGAUGUGCGUUGGCGUUUCACUUAUAAUAAACAUCUAUGACACAGCUGUACAGCUAACUAAUAAUAUCUGAAAUGUGCAAUGCACAAAGUAUUGUCACAGACAUCAAACAUGUUUAAUGUCCUUAAUGACAAGUAAACUUCAUAAAAAUCUAACUUCAUAAAACGUCAUGUUAACGAGUACUUCUGUGUUUCCUACACUAAGGUUUCUUGGGAUGAGAUUGACUCAUCGAAAUCUGGCCAUCAAAUCAUCCUUGGUUUCGUCUACUGUAAGUACCAUUACUUUUUAACAAAUGUACUGUCGCUGAAUAGUACCCACAAAGGGUGUUAAUAGUGUUACACACAAUGUUUUUGGGUGAAAGAUACAAAUAUAAUUGUAUUUUGAUCAUUUCUGCUGUAUACAUUUUUUUUAUCAGAAAUAUAUGAUCAUUUAGUGCAUAAGAUUCAGAUUUAAACUUGUCCAUACAAUGUACUUUUUAUGAAUAAAGAUGGAAAAAAUCAAGUGUGUUGUUAACUGAGUUUUUCUUCUCAGUAUUUUAGUAAGUUGCAGUUUGAUACUUAAAACAGGAGAACACAAGAAGGGACAAGUCAAAUACCACUUUAUUGCAGCUGAUUGCACAGUCUUCAACAAUAGACCAACAAAAUGUCUGAUUUGUUAAACAAAUGGUCUUUCCUCAUGUAUGAAACAAAGGCUGAGAGCCACAAACCUUUAAUAAUAAACAGUAGUUUUAACAAUAGAAAAAAAGCCUAAUAUUAAAGUUCAGAUAAUUAGGUAAUCUGAAUAACCCGGCACCUUUUGUAAAAGUAUUUGAGACAUGCAACACUUUAAUACACAGCCUGGCCAUACUGUCUCUUAAAACAUCAUGUCAUCAGAAAACCUUAACGAAAGAAACUGAACUAGUUUAAAGUGUCCCAAUAUGUCACGAUAUAAAAGGAAUGUCAUUCAGUGACCACUUGAGAUAUGGCAAAGAAGAUGGGUAACGAAUGUAAAUCAGAUCAGCCUUGGAGUUUGGGCUUGGUAAUCGUUUUGUCGUUCUUUGAAAGCGUACAAAGAGUUCUACUGAGCAUUGUGGAAGUGCAGGAGGGGAAAUGAUUUGGGUAUAAUUGAAAUUACAUUCCUAAUGUAGAGGUCAUCCCUCGCCACAAGAGGGCACAAUGACAGCACAUAUUUCUCAUGGUUCGGGAAAGAUGUGGCCGCUGUUGAUUAAUAUAUUCACAUAAAGCUUUCUAUGGGUACUCUCAAAACUAUGUUUAAAGAAUAAACUUUAUUCUUCCUUGUGAACACUGGAUUUACAGAGCUCAGUUUGUAUGUAAAUUAUACCGAAUAUGUCUUUGGUUCAAAUAAAAAAAAAGGGAAGAUGGAAGGAAUCGUCACAAGGCCAACAGUCAGCGGUCAUAACCAAUUAAUUAAAUGACGACAAUAAACAUAAUCAUUAAGGAGCGAAGGGUUAAAGAGAUAUUACAUUGGUGCUUCAAUGUUCCACAGGUAGGCACUGUUGUGGUGUAACAGCAACAUAUUAUAUUACUAGCCUUACUAGCCGAGAUAGGUAAAGGCAUUGAUUCGUCAUGUGUAUAAUACAUUAUCAGGAAGUUAUUCAUUCAAGUAUGUACCACAGUUAAACUGAUUACAAGGACCAUUUGUCACACUUUCCCCUGUGUCCACACACCCACACUUAAGUGCUUAUAGCAAGAUUAUCUGGUCAUAUCAAUUAUAACAAUAAUGACAAAAAAAUAUUUUAAUUGAUUUAUAGGUAGUAGUAGUGGUUAGUGAAUGGUUAAUUAUAAACCAGAUUGUGCAUUUUGGGGUUAGGGUAAUUUGUCUUUUGCAUAGAGCAACAGGACAUGGACAUGGAAGGGAAUGGUCCAGCACUAUAGGUGUUCAAUCAAAGAUCUUAAAUGCAAAAUUACUAAAAACCGGGGUCCUUCCAAUGUGUAUGGUGAGGUUGUCCAGGCAAAAAUUACUGACUAAUUGCUGGGUUAGAAAAUAUAUGGCAUAUUGAAAAAACAUUUAUAGAACAUAACUUGACACUGCUCCAUGACUAAGGCAGGCCUCCUUUUCCUGUUUUACAAGUCGGCGACUCCAGAAUGUUUGGCUCAUCUCCCUGGCUGGGGGGGGUUACAGAAUAGAUUUAUGCAGAGGGGUCUGAAUGGGCCCAAAGUGCCUGUUUGUGAGUACAGGUAUAUAAGAGGUAUUAUUAAAAGAGGAGAUGCUAUUUACAGGAGUUUUUCUUCAAUAAAAAUGUUCGAAUAAAAAAAGGAAAUAUAUAAGAAAGAUAAAUUGGCAAAUGUUUCUCAUCAGUACCAGGACAUGCUGUGGUCCAGGAAGGCCAGUACCUUGCGGUUGCAUACCCUGUGUGGCCCUUAGGGAUCGGCACCUCCGUAAAGCAACUGUUAAAUAUAUACGCUUACAUGAGGGCCUUAUUAUUUGUAUUAUUAUUAUUAUUAUCAUUACUGUAAUCAUAAUAUUAAUAAAUGCUGACAUUGGAAAUACUACGCCAAUAUAAG
Messenger RNA from Gadus chalcogrammus (walleye pollock), 9461 nucleotides. RefSeq names its product RNA binding motif protein 15 (gene rbm15). Gene Ontology annotation, cellular component: nucleus. The coding region runs from base 138 to 2714 and encodes 858 amino acids. NCBI's taxonomy places the organism in Eukaryota, Metazoa, Chordata, Actinopteri, Gadiformes, Gadidae. Gene Ontology annotation, biological process: regulation of alternative mRNA splicing, via spliceosome. The record is from RefSeq and is a predicted model, not a curated record. The transcript has a single exon. Gene Ontology annotation, molecular function: mRNA binding.